AUGUGCCAGAUGCUCGUCCAAAUCUACACGUGCGAGCACCAAAAGCCAGUGUGCAUAACGCCAUGUCCACACGCACUAGCCACGUACCCGAAUCCCUUCUUAGGAAAUCCAAGUGAAAGCCUACCUCUAAACCCUCAAAUCUCCUCGACGACGCCAUUACCGGUCCGGCAGACAAUGGCCCGCUGGUCCAUUGCGAGCAUCUCCUCAUACGCUCCUACCAUGUCGUCCAGCUCCUCGCAAGAAGCCGCUUCCCCACCACCAUAUGCGUCUGCAUCGAACAUCCCCCUCUGUAACUCUACAGCCGACACUCUAGGUCACGCACACACACCGGAAAUCGCCCCACAGGCCAACUUCUGCAACUACUUCUUCAUCCGCAAGGCUCCAAAAUCCCGCUACCCAUGCAUCCGAUGCUACCUGUGCCCCGAACACGACAAGCUUCGCGAGCGCUGGAUGAAGGCGUAUUGUAUCACGCAUCCGAUGACGCGACCUGAGGAUCUGGAGAUAUUGAGUGGGGUUGCCGUGGUGGCGGAGCAGGCUGGGUUGGUGAAUGUGAUGAGGGAGAUGGAUGGGAUGGCGAUACGGAGGGUGAGUAUUAUGAGAAAUGGGGAGGUGGUGACUAGGGGGAUUGUGGAGAGGGAGCAGGGACAUUCGGGCUUGAGGGGAGGGGAGGGUGUAGAUGAGGAGGAAUGUUAG
Molecule: messenger RNA, 693 nt
Organism: Lindgomyces ingoldianus
Lineage: Eukaryota; Fungi; Ascomycota; Dothideomycetes; Pleosporales; Lindgomycetaceae
Exons: 1
Coding region: 1-693 (230 amino acids)
Source: RefSeq, a predicted model, not a curated record